This is a messenger RNA of Agrilus planipennis (emerald ash borer), 4071 nucleotides long. It is a transcript of the gene timeout, whose product is annotated as protein timeless homolog. The record is from RefSeq and is a predicted model, not a curated record. Gene Ontology annotation, biological process: DNA replication checkpoint signaling; replication fork arrest; DNA repair. Gene Ontology annotation, cellular component: replication fork protection complex. NCBI's taxonomy places the organism in Eukaryota, Metazoa, Arthropoda, Insecta, Coleoptera, Buprestidae. The coding region runs from base 315 to 3938 and encodes 1207 amino acids. The transcript has 18 exons. Gene Ontology annotation, molecular function: DNA binding.
CUGACUUUCGAUCGUUAUUUCGAUUACCUUCGAUCGGUGAUUUUCGUUGUAUUAAAGCGGGUUUUGGCGGUCGUGGCGGAAUAUUUCGUUUAGAAUUUAUCUGUUCUUUUUUAUAAAAAUGAACUUUCAUUUCACUGAUACGAUUGCAACGAAUUUAGACAAAGUUUAAAUGAGUCUAAGAAGUUGGUUCGUUAAUCUUAAUUAUUUGGUAAUCUCUGGCGGUAUUUGUGUGUAUUCUGACUAAAAGUGCGGCUUUUGUGGAGUUUGUGAAAUUUUAAUCAGUGUAAAUUGUUAAGAACUGACUGAACAUUAAAAUGUCUUCAUUACUUCAAGCUGAGCUUGCAGCCACAUGUAAUGCAAUAGGGUACUUUGAUGCUGAUUCCCAAAAGUAUUACACUGAUGAUAAUACAUUAGAGACUGUCAAAGACAUCAUUAGAUACUUGAGAAGGGACGAUGAUACCCAUGAAAUACGUAGGUUCUUUGGUGAUGCUAAUAUUCUUGAGACUGAUUUACUACCCCUCAUCAAGAACCACUUUGACAAUACAGAGCUGUUUGAUGUUGUUUUGAGAUUGUUGGUCAAUUUAACUACCCCUGCAUUGGUCUUGUGGAAUGAAGAAGCACCGAAAGAAAAGACUGCUAGAAACUACUACCUUCAAAUUGAGGAUCAUUUGCAGAUCUACAAGCAAGCUUUUGCAGAUGAAAAGAUAUGGGCUGUACUUUCCAAGAAAUUGACUUCUGUUCUUGACAUUGACAUUGCGGAGCGCGGCGAUGAAAACAGCCUGAUCAUAGAGCGAAUCCUGAUUCUUAUUAGGAAUGUGUUGUACAUUCCUUCUGAUUUGGACAGGAUACGUCGUCCAGACAACGACGCCAAUGUACACGACCAGGUUAUAUGGGCCCUGCAUCAGUCCGGGAUGAUUGACAUCAUGCUUUAUAUCGUCUGUUCGGGAACAGAGAAGCUUUAUCAUAUGCAUGUAAUGGAAGUGUUGUAUUUUAUGCUUAGGGAACAAAAUCCGACCGAAUUGGCUCAAGCUGCUCUUCAACGGAGUCAAACCGAAAAAACUAAGGACGAAGCAGAACUGUUGGCCAUACGCCAUCGAGAAGUUCAACAACGACAGCAGAAGAUGAAGAAGUUCACCAGUGCAAGGCAUUCGCGUUUCGGUGGGACAUACGUAAUCAAUUCCAUGAAAUCAAUAAGUGAUGAAAAUAAUCUUAUUUAUCAUAAGCCGUUGAACCGGUUGGAUGAUUUAAAUUUUGAUGCGGAAAAAGUUAAGCCAAAAACGCCAAAGAACAGAUUACCAGUCCGGGACGUAAUCCCCGAACAUCGUUCGGCCUUCAGCAUUCGGCUACUCCUCAAAGAGUUCUGCGUGGAAUUUUUGAACGGGGCAUACAACACUGUCAUGCAUCACAUCAAAAGCAUUUUGUCGAGGAGCAAAAAUCAACAACAUGACGAGUCUUAUUACAUGUGGGCUCUGAAAUUCUUCAUGGAAUUCAAUCGCAGUUAUAAAUUCGAAAUCAAAUUUGUCAGCGAGACUGUGUCGAUUCAGACAUUCCAUUUUAUUCAACAGCAAAUUGAGAAACAUUUUGACAUGAUGGUGACGGAUAAAGCGAAACUUCAGUUGUGGUCGCGAAGGUUGCACUUAGCCUUGAUGGCUUACAAAGAACUACUUUUAACAUUAAUGGCCAUGGAUAGGUCCCCAGACGGUUCCAUAAGGGACUCCUCUAUGGUGCUUAAGAGUAAUCUCUUCUACGUAGUUGAAUAUAGGGAACUCAUACUGACUCUUCUCAUAUCUUACGACGAACUGAAAAUGUCACAUGGUUAUCUGAACGACCUCAUCGAAACGCAACAUAUUUUUUUGAAAAUGCUGCAAUCCUUCUCUAGCAAACAGGACAACUUGAUUGUACAAAAGAAAAAUAAUAAUAAGAAGAAGCCGGCGAAAAAGAACAAGAAGAAGUCUGCACCUCUUACAGGAGCUGCAGCACCAGCGGCGGUCCGUCCCGAAAAGAAUUUAGAGAGUCUUUGGGAAGAAGUUUCUUCUCAAUUAUCCGCUGUUUUGGAAAACCCGUCGCAAAUACCUUCCGAUAUUGUGCCUUUCGAUGCUUCAUCUGAUACGCCCAUCGACGAACAAAAGGAAGAUGCUAUGAAAAAAAUACAGUUGGAGCUCAGGAAGGGCAACUUCGAGAUGGCUAUAGCGUUAUUUCGAGCAGCGAGGGAAGUUUGGCCAGAAAAUGAUUGUUUUGGAGAACCACAUAUUUCUCCCGAAGAAGAAUUUUUGGCGUUGGGUGACAUAUUCUUUGCUGAACUUGGAAAUCCUGUAGACCCUAAUGUCGAGCAGCAACCAGUCGAUGAAAAUGAAGAAGGAAACGACGAAGAAACAGAAGACGAAGGGGAUGAAAACGAAGAAGAAGAGGAAUACAGAAGGAGUACUGAAGUUGCAGAAACAGAUUUCAACUUCUCCGAGUUUUUGAAAAGAUUGGCCCAUCCGAAAGUUGUUCGAUCGUGCGCCUUGGUCCUGGCCAAUUUCGACAAAAAUUCCGUGACUGUCAACCACUGUUUGGUGAAGUUGUUACAUCGAAUCGCAUGGGACUGCAAGAUGCAUGCCAUGAUUUUCCAGCUGUCCAUUUUCCGAACAUUUCAGAGAAUUUUCGCCGCUAAGGAUAUGCCCCAGUUCAGCGAUUUGGUCAGAUUUGCAAAAUUCAUUAUGAGAGAAUUUUUCAAAACUGCCCAAAAAAAUAAGCACAUCUUCAUGGAGGUUCUCUUUUGGAAAAAUUCGAGAGAAGCGUUUGAUGUUGAAGAGGGAUACGGAUCAUAUCAACAACAAUCGUCAGCUGCCCAGAAAAUGUGGACGGAGUUGGAGGAAGAAGAGCUACGACGGCUAUUCAUGGAACAUCAAGAAAAGCGGAUUGAUGAGGACGUGGUGGAUUGGAUCCAAAGGAAUCUUAUCAAUAGCACAAGAUCUCGGCGUGGGAUCCUGAAAAAGCUCAAGGAGUUGUACCUUCUUACGGAGUACAGAGGACCAAAAAAGAAACCGAAAACAGCUAAUAAAAAUCCAGAUGCUUCUAAAGAAGAUGAAGAUCCUCAACUAGCUAGUACAUCUCACCAGGAAGAAGACCAGGAAGAGACUUCUCACGUAUUGUCCCAAUCAUCAUCAUCUUCAGAAGGAGAAGAUGAUGAUAUUGAUGAAAAUGUACGUAAUGCAAAUAAGGAAGGCAACGAAUCGUUGGUAAUAGAACCAAGAAAAAAAAUAAAAAAGCUGAAAACAAUAAAUAAACUAGGCGACGAUGAUGAUUCCAAAAAGAAAAGUGCUGCAAAUAAUGAUAAGUCAAAACAAAACAAAAAAGUAAAGAAACCGCGAAUGCCGAAGAAUGAAUCAAUAUCAUCUCAAGCCGAAAUUGGGGAAGAAAUUAAACCUAAAAAGAAAAUGAAAAAAUCGACCAUAAAUAAUAAAAGUGGACCAUCAACUGAAAUACACAAAAGUAAUAGUAACGGUGAUGCUGAAUCUGCACCCAAAGGAAGGAAGGAAGUAAAGAAAAAGAAGAAUAAAAGAAGAAAUUUCAACCCUAAUCUAUCAGCAGCUGCAGUAGAGAACACCCCGUAUAUUGAAACUGAGGACAUCACAAAGGCUGCUAAUGAAAAUGUAAGUUCAAAUAGUGCUAAUGAAAAUCAAAACGAUUCUGAUCUUCCAAAUAACAAAAGUCGUCGAAUGCAUAAGAGAAUAAGGGUGGAAGAUUCUGAUUCUGAUGGUGGUAAUGACAGCAAACGCUACAAGGGUGAAAAUUAUUCAAAUAUUUCGGGGAACGAAAAUUCUAAUGAAAGUAGCACAGGUCAAGAAACAAAUACGAAUUUGCUAGAAGAAAAUUACAACUUUGAAUCAGAAUCUUUCAACUUUAAAAAGAAGAAAACUAGAAUGCUAUUAGUCAGCGAUGACGAGGAAGAUUAGUAUUUUAUUUCUUUUUAUUUUAAACAUUUUUUUUAACGUUUUAUUGUCAACCGUAAUAGGUUUCUAGAAGAAACAUUCAGUUUUGCUUUUAAUACAUUACUUAACUUAAGUUUUAAUCUGUAGUUAACACUAA